Xenopus laevis (African clawed frog) is the source of this 1108-nucleotide messenger RNA. RefSeq names its product provisional ortholog of ATP synthase c subunit lysine N-methyltransferase L homeolog. NCBI's taxonomy places the organism in Eukaryota, Metazoa, Chordata, Amphibia, Anura, Pipidae. The transcript is spliced from 6 exons. Gene Ontology annotation, cellular component: mitochondrion. Gene Ontology annotation, molecular function: protein-lysine N-methyltransferase activity. Gene Ontology annotation, biological process: regulation of mitochondrial ATP synthesis coupled proton transport. The coding region runs from base 202 to 861 and encodes 219 amino acids. The record is from RefSeq and is a predicted model, not a curated record.
UCUGCAAGGGCUUCGCCUUGUGUACGCUAAAUCAUGGCUCUGACUGCUCAGAAGCGCAGCGGAGGCUGGUGAGGAGGAGAGACAGAGGUGAAGGAAUAAAGACAGCUCUCGGGUCGUUGGGGGAUUGUUAGAAAUACAGGGAAGUUAAAAAACUGUGACUGAGGAGGAGUAAUAAAAAGUUUGGAAUGAUUCCCGUGAGCAAUGGAAGACAACAUCGAUACAAUCUUACUCAAUAAAACCACAACUUUCCUUUACAAUGACAAGCCUAGCAGCUGGCUACCGUCGCUGGUCACUGCCUGUACCGUGAGCACCUAUGCGUUUUGGGCGAUGUUUGUAUUUCCGGGCUUCCGCAAAGUUCCUGUGAAACUCCGGGUGCCAUUUUUGCCAUCAAGUAAAUGUCAAACCACCAAUGUGUUAAAGCUUUUAAAAGGAAGAGAAGGAAAGUUUGUUGACCUUGGUUCUGGAGAUGGGAGAUUGGUGUUUACUGCAGUGUCCCUGGGCCUUCAAUGCACUGGGUAUGAAUUAAAUCCUGUAUUGCUAAACUGGGCGAAAACGCUGGCACGGUGGCGGGGCCUUUCUCCCACUCAAGCAACAUUUCUGAAGCAGAACUUCUGGGAGGUGGAUCUUUCCCAGUACAAUAAUGUGACGGUUUUUCUGGCUCCUUGUGUGAUGGAAACUCUGGAGAAAAAGCUAUUGGCAGAGCUGUCCGAAGGCGCCCGGGUGAUUGUGUGUCGUUUUCCUUUUCCUCACUGGCCCCCCACCUGCACAGAGGGUGUCGGCUUGAACCAGGUGUGGGCGUAUGAUGUGAUGCACCUCAACGGGAGUUUGCUGCAUUACAGGAAACUGCAGCCAUGCACAUAAUCACUGCAUUUUAUAAAUUGAUCACCAUGAGCACUUUACUGUAAUCAAAAAUGUGAUUCACCAGGAAACCAAUGGACAUACAGGCUAUUCAGAUUCAAUGAAACAAGUGCAUAUGGGGGGUAAGGCCUGAUACAGUCAGUAUUUGCUCCCUGUUCCGCUCUUUAAAUGUAAUUCUUUGCAACUGCUCACUAACUGCCAUCUCUAUCUUUUGCCUGUAUUCAAAAAUAAACUAUCACUGUGAGGCAAA